AUGCGCCUUGUUGCACCGCUGAUGAUGCAGUCUGGCUACAUGGCCGCAGGUGUGCGCAAACGCGGCGAAGGCUGGAUGCCAAAGGGUGCGGGAGUCAUUGGCAAAGCGGGCGUGGGCGGGAUGACUGGUGGGCGGAGGACAAGAGGCACGCGUCGGCAGUCGCAGACCCGCAGUCGUGCAUGCGGACCAGGAGGGCUCGAAGGUGGGGAGCUUCGCCUUGACGGGAGCUCCAGGGACCGCCAGUUGACUCUUGAGCAUCUGCACUCAACAAAAGACACAACAACCGCGCCCACUCCUCAGCCGGCCAUCUCGCAGACAGAGCCGGUAGAACUACGCAGACAGCCAAACAGCCGCGCUAGCAGCACACUCUCUAACAUUCGGGACGGGCUCCCGGAAACAUCGUUCCGCACAGGCCCCAACCUCGCCCUCCCCUCGUAUCGUCAUUACACGUCUGUCACCAACGGAUACGUUCCUUUGCCACAGCAGCUUGUGGACACAUACACCUCAUAG
Messenger RNA from Verruconis gallopava, 510 nucleotides. RefSeq lists its product as uncharacterized. Bases 1 to 510 code for a protein of 169 amino acids. Lineage: Eukaryota; Fungi; Ascomycota; Dothideomycetes; Venturiales; Sympoventuriaceae. The transcript has a single exon. The record is from RefSeq and is a predicted model, not a curated record.